Microplitis mediator is the source of this 3763-nucleotide messenger RNA. RefSeq names its product polycomb protein Sfmbt-like. NCBI's taxonomy places the organism in Eukaryota, Metazoa, Arthropoda, Insecta, Hymenoptera, Braconidae. The coding region runs from base 334 to 3222 and encodes 962 amino acids. The record is from RefSeq and is a predicted model, not a curated record. Gene Ontology annotation, molecular function: zinc ion binding. Gene Ontology annotation, biological process: heterochromatin formation; regulation of DNA-templated transcription. Gene Ontology annotation, cellular component: nucleus. The transcript has 4 exons.
CGUAUUAAACUGACAACAUCUCCAGUCAGGUGUCAUAUUAUCGCUAAGAAGUUGAAUUGAAUUUCUGCGAUGAAAACUCACCUUUACGCAUGUAUGAAAAGUAGGAAGAAAGAACCUCUCUAGCUUGACAUCUUUUUAUUUUUAAUUACAUUGUUCAACUUUAAUUAGGCUCCGAAAAUCAUGUCUGCAAAUUAGUUUUUAAGAAUUUGCCUCGCACAAGUUGACAAAUAAUGUCGGCAGAAGUGAGCAAAAUGAAAAAUACCCAUUGUGAAAGAGACAGUUUGCGGUAAUAUCAAAUACAAGACUUUAAUAUUUCCUCAAGUAAUAUCAAACAUGCAGGCACCGAAUGGUUUGAAUGUCUGUAUGAAUUCAGUGUACACUUCUAUCCCCGGUAUUCCUGAAUUGGGAAUGGUCUGGAUGGGGGAUAUGAUGAUACAUAAUGAACCUGCAUCUGAGCUGAUAAUAGAUCCAAGACAUGCUGCUGGGAGUCCUUUUAUCACGCAUAGUUCUCAUUCAUUUGAUGAUAUACGGAAUCAUCAAAUAGCUCCUACUACAAUGGUCAGAUAUAUGCCUCAGCAAUUCGCGAACGAAUGUUCGGAGAUCGAGGAAACAAUGGAAGCAGUUGAUAGUCAAAACAUUCAGCAAGAGUAUGAUGCUCAAAGGGAAAAUGAAGGAAUGAGUGACUAUCUAACCUUGGAAGACUACAUUGAAGAGGAAGAAGAGCGUGAAAUGGUAGUAAGUAAUGUGGCAACUCAGACAACUCAAGAUAACAAAAAUCGUAAGAUUAAACCUAUAAAACAUCCUGGGUUGGUACUAAAGACGCCGAUUGCUUAUCAACCUCAUACGGACCUGAAUUUUAUUCCUAUUCGUAAAGACGGAAUAGCUGUAUGUGAAAAAUGCGGUGCGAUAGGUGUUAAGCAUGCUUUUUAUACAAAAGAAAGAAGAUUUUGUAGUAGAGCAUGUGCUAGAUCUUCCGAGCACACAACGUCUACGGCUGACUCAACUUAUAGUCCAUCUCAUCAGCUUGACCAUCAGACUAUUAAUCCACCUAAAGAGGAGAGAACUUCAGAUCAUGAGAUGCUCGCUAGUGCUAAUGAAAUGAAUUGUGAAGAAUGCUAUUCAUCAGAAGAAAAAAUAGAAGAGAAAGUAAUCACAGACUCAGUAAUGCCAGAAGAUUUACCUGUAAGACGAAAGAGAACAGCCGAAAUGGCCGGCUCUUAUGACUGGACACCACAACUUACUGAAGCAGGAUUUUGUGCAGCGCCAGUGUCCUGCUUUAAACAUGCGCCAAUAUCUGAGAUAUGGGAUAACAUUACUGUUGGAAUGAAAGUAGAAGUCGAGAAUACGGAUUGCGACGAAGUUUGCGAAGCUUUUCCAGAUUCUUUUUGGGUUGCUACUGUCCUUAGAAUUUCUGGUUACAGAGCAUUAUUGAGAUAUGAAGGGUUUGGACAGAAUGCCGAGAAGGAUUUUUGGGUUUCACUUUGUUCUAGUGAUAUUCAUCCAGUUGGUUGGUGUGCGACUAUUGGAAAACCUUUAAUCCCUCCCAAUACAAUUGCUAAUAAGUAUAAAGACUGGAAAGAUUUCCUUAUGAGAAGACUUACUGGCGCUCGAACUUUACCUACGAAUUUUUAUAAUAAAGUUAAUGAUAGUCUAAAAUCUCGAUUUCGUUGUGGUUUGCAUUUAGAAGUAGUAGACAAAAAUAGAAUCUCACAGGUUAAAGUUGCAACGAUUCAAAAAAUUGUUGGUAAACGAUUACAUGUCAGAUACUACGAUUCUCCGCCAGAAGAUAAUGGUUUUUGGUGUCACGAAGAUUCACCUCUGAUCCAUCCGGUCGGCUGGGCCAAAAAAGUUGGACAGACUCUUGAUGCAUACCCAGAAUACUUAGAGCGCUUAGAAAAAGGUCUUUUAUGUUCAGAUGAUGCUACAGAAAACUUAUUUCACGUGCCAAAAAGCCAUCACAUACAUCUUGGUUAUACGUUUCGUGAAGGAAUGAAAAUUGAAGCAAUAGAUCCACUUAAUCUUUCUGCAAUAUGUGCUGCAACUGUGAUGCAAGUUCUUAAAGAAGAUUAUAUUAUGAUAAGAAUCGACAGCUACGAUGAAGAUACUAGCGGUGCUGAUUGGUUUUGUUACUGUGUCAGCUCAUCGUGUAUUUUUCCAAUCGGUUUUUGUGCUCAACACGGUUUACCUCUUACACCUCCUAAAGGCUAUGAUCCAACAACAUUUUCUUGGAAUACUUAUUUAGUUGAAACAAAUACUAUUCCAGCACCUAUUCAAUUAUUCAAUCGUGAAGUUCCGCAGCAUGGCUUCAUUGAAGGAAUGAGAUUAGAAGCAGCAGAUUUAAUGGAUCCAAGAUUAGUCUGUGUCGCAACAAUUACUCGUGUUAUUGGCCGACUAUUACGUGUUCAUUUUGAUGGUUGGGAAGAUGAAUACGAUCAGUGGCUGGACUGUCAGAGUCCUGAUAUUUAUCCGGUAGGUUGGUGUGACCUUGUUGAUCAUAAACUUGAAGGGCCACGUGUAUCUGUUAAAAUUAUCAGUUCACCUGUAAAAACACCCAAAAGCCUUAAACGUAAAGCAAAAAGAAAAAUGAAAAAAAAUGGUAAGAUGAGCUGUGUUAAAAACGUCCUUUCAAGACACAGCGAACGUAUCGAAGGACUUAGAGAAUGCAAAAAAGAAAUAGAACUGGUACAGGAUACAAAAAUUGAACGUGAUAGAGAGUUAGAAAGUUUACUUGAAUCAGAUGAAAGAGAACCAGAGCCAGCAUUGGAGCCAGCUGGACCAGAUCAGACUUUACCGAGUCCAACCAGUGGACAGGGUCACUCAUUAAAUGAGACACAGUGUGAUGGUGGAAAUUCCAAACCACUGAAAAAGAAACCCACUACCUCUAGCAUUCACGUAAAUCCAACAAGUGGCAAGUAUAUCCCAAGGAUAGCAGAUGGAUGGCAGAAAAGUUCUGAUUGCGGGGAAUUAGUGCCUACAGAGUGGAAUGCAUUUGAUGUGGCGCAGUUUUUGCGCAUCAAUGAUUGUGCUACUUAUUGUGACAAUUUUUGUAAACGUAAAGUCGAUGGAAAAACAUUCCUCUCACUUACGAAAGACCAAAUUAUAGAUUUGACUGGUUUCAAAGUUGGUCCAUCUUUAAAAAUAUUCGACCUUAUUCAGCAACUGAAAAUCAAAGUUAACCCAGCGCAUGAAAGGUUAAAGUUAGGACUAAAAAAACUAUUGUAACAGAGACAGAAUUUUUAGCUUUGUAUGUUUGUUAAUGAAUCUUUGCAAGUGAAAUAUGGAUUAUUAUUAAGGCGUGUGACUAUAAAUAAGUUGACUGUUUACAAAAAAAAAUCGUGACAUUAGGUGCAAAUUCCUGGAAUAUCAUGAAAAUCGUUUAUUUGAGAAAAUAUACAUUAUAUAGAAACAUAAAAUACUGUUCUGAAAUUUAUUACAUAAUUAAUAAUACUUAUUUAAUAGUAACUAAUUUAUACUACAAAUUUAAGUCUUAUUACAAACUGUUUCUUAUAAAUUUUAAGCGCAGAUCUUGGUCAUUCUAAAGAGUUAAAUAUUAAUUAAUCUAUUUUAUUAACACGUCAUUAGUUGUAUCAAGUAUGGUAAUGUGUUUUUUUUUCUUUCUAACUGAUUUUCGUCAGAUUUUCACGCUUUAAACAUAAUGAUAAGAUAUUUUAUAAAAUUUAUCCUUUUUAGAACAUAAAUAUACACAAAUUAAAAAGUAAAAGUUGUUAUUAUUGUGUGAAAGACAAAAAAUAAUACCGAAAAU